CAACGCAGCGUCCGGUCAGGGAGAAGGACGCGAUCCGGCGGGGCUAUGUGGAGGACUGGCUGGCAGGAGUUUACUGAGGCCGAGGCCUACGUGGUGGGGAAGCGGCUCGUCGCGAGAGGGGAGCAAGUGAUGGAGCAAGAAGGGGUUGCCAAGAACAGGCCAAACAUCCGGGGCCCCAGUAGCAGCCCUCGCUGUCUUUCCGUUAUCCCCACGGACAGUGACCUGAGUAACCUUUCCAAUCCGAAUAGUCCUUGCCUGGGAAGAGAAGAACUGGAAACUGUGGGUCCUGCAGACACCACCCCGCUGGCACAACCUCGCAGCCGGUUCCUCAAGCAGAAGCCACAGAAUGUGGACGUGGACGUCCAGCAAGCAGGGCUUAAUCCUGUCACGAGGGGGGGGCUCGGUGCUACCUCCAAGGAGAGACCAAAUGCCAUCCUCAGAAAGCUGGCGCAAAUAGAGAGCAAGAUCCAGAGUCGGAAGCCCAGGCAGAGCAUCAGUCAGAUACCUGUGUUGGAUCUUGAACUCUCAUUGAGUGAAUCAAAUAAUGAUUUUGAAUUUAGGACAAGGGAUCUGAAGUUCAUGAAGAAGACAGCCAGACUGAAGGAGAACAUCAAGGUUCAGCCCAAAAAUGUGACUCUUGCAGACUCAGCUGGGUGUGACAGUGAGGAAAAUGCAGAUGGAUAUGGACAAGGGGUCCCCAAAAAGUCCAGAGGACAGGGAGAUGAAUUCAAAUUCAAACCUAAUGAAAAGUCCCUACCAGAGACAUCUUCCAAUUUAAGAUCCCUGCCUGAAGAAAGGUUGGUGAAGAUGCAUCUACACCAUUCUCCUUCCUCACCAAACAGGAAUACAAGAGCAAGCCGUGUGGCUUCUUGUUCCUCCCCUCCAUCUAUAAAAGGCAGCCCAGCAGAUACAAUGUUCCAUAAUAGGAGCUCCAGCUAUCAGAGGAGGUCUCUUUCUGAACAGAGUAUCUUCCAAUCUUUGGAUGAGUUGUUCUCAGAUGUGACUGAUAUACAUAAUGACACUUCCAGCAAUAGUGAUUUCAGAGUGAAUAUUUUGAGCCUGGAUGAAUUGGAACCCUGCCAGAAAACAGAAUUAAAAGAAGAGGUAAUGCAAGCAGUUAAGAAGUCAAACGAGGACUCAGGAGGAACAGUUCUGUUUCCUGCUAAUGCCCAAAGCCCCUUUAAAACCUCAGCUGUGCCCUUGGAGGAAGAGGAAAAUCUGGAAGAGACUGAGAUAGCUGAGCAGCUAAAUAGCAGUUCUGCUGAAUAUUCCUCCUGCAAGGAAGAAAGCCUCACCAAUACUGAGUAUUCUGAAGAUUUUGAGCCCUCAACAUUUUCUGCCACAACCUCUUCUGAAAAGUCAUAUGACCUUUUGGGUCCCUCUGUUCAUUCCAUCCAAUCUAAUUUAUCCUCUCCCCGCUGCCCUUCUGUGGCCUCUGGGAGCACCAAAGACAUAAAGAAGGUAGAGGUGAAAGAAGCAGCUGUGCAGACUGGUUCCUUCUCACUUGCUUAUCAUGGGUUUCAAUAUGAUGUUCCCACUGCUGUUGGCCAGACAAUAGAACAAAGCUCCGUUGAAGCUCCAGAUAUUAGCAGCCACAAGUUGAAUAUGGAAGUCUUAGAAGCCCUCUCAAUGUACAGUCCGUCUAUCUCUGCUUUGAAUAACAUGUUAAAACAAAACUUGCUGCUCAUUCAGCAGUCUGUAGAGAUCAAUCGACGUCUUCAUGCCUCCUUUGUGGCAUCGCUGGAAGAGGAGGAAUACCACUAUCACACCCUGGAAGAAGCUAAAAUGUAUAUUGAACAGCACAAACCCCUGCCUCUGACCAUGGAGCAAGCCUUGCAAGAGCUGAAAGAGCAAGAACAAAUGGCUUCUUAGGCUCAUUAGACAACAGACAGCACCAGAAUUUCUGAAAGAGCUAAAGAGAAUGAACAACUCAAAUCUUACGGAGGUGUCUGACUGCGAGAUCGGGACCGGCGUCGCCUACCAGGGGAGUAGGAUUUUGAUCUGGACCUGGAGCGGGAGCGACUUCGUGAAGACCGGGAUCGGCUCCUACUCC
Python bivittatus (Burmese python) is the source of this 2053-nucleotide messenger RNA. It is a transcript of the gene CUNH19orf44, whose product is annotated as chromosome unknown C19orf44 homolog. The record is from RefSeq and is a predicted model, not a curated record. Lineage: Eukaryota; Metazoa; Chordata; Lepidosauria; Squamata; Pythonidae.